AUGGACGUAUCAUCUCAGAAUAACAUUCCGACUCGAGCGAAUCAGGCGAGUGGGCCUUUGGCGGUUGCACAGGAUGGCAAUGAACGGCGAUAUUCAGCCGUUUCCCCAUUGACGUCGCCGGCCCUGGAGGCUAUACAUGACAGCGGAAGCAGCUUCUGCGUAUCGCCGAUUGAAGAGUCAAAUAGCUUUCAUCGCCAGGAACAGAAGGCAUCUGCCAUGGGGUAUUUCGCGGAUGCUCAGUUGAAUGCGCUUUAUGUGGAUACUCCACCAUCUCCACCCGCAGUGCUUCCUAUGCCUCGCAAGAAGAAAAUCGUCGCAUUCGCAGCAGAGUCAGAGCAAAUUCCAACUGUCCUGGAAGACUUCUCACCAGCAUCUGAGGCACCGGUCCUCAUGCAACCAACUCAUGGAAUAGACACUGGCGCCCCUAACUACAGGGACUUCGAAUCUCACAAGGCGACUUCAGAGGAUCCUGCUUUGGAAAAGCCAGCAACUUUCUAUCAACCUGUUUCCCAGCAAUCAGCUUCCGACAGGCUAUUUACCCCACAACCAAUUUCCAAGAAACCAGCCCUCCGAGAACAAGACCGCCAGCAAACAAGUGGUGCACAAUCAACACCCUGGGAUCUCUACUCCGGCGAACCAACAACUCCGAUCGCUGGAAAGGCGGGUCAAGUCAACUCACCCGCCACUUUUCAUAAAUCGUCCGGGUCCGCAUCCAACAUUUUGAGCUGGGGGCGUGAGCAGCUUCAGCCCAUAAAGGAGUUUGCCCAAUCCCGCAGUCGAAACAGCAGUUUCCACAAAAGCCAAAUCCCCGUGCCAACCAAAGCAAAUGACAGCAAACUAAAGAACGGUAGUCCUCGAUCGGGAUCACGUGUGAGUAGCAUGGAAGUACAUCCCAGACGCCCUAGCGCGAGCAACUCAGGUGUGCAGCUCUCUCACAUAGGGUUGGUUCCGACUACCGUAACAACCAUCACCGCCGGUGGUCCAAAGGCGUUGCCGCAAAGACCAGCGCCACGAGAUGCCUACAAGCAAUGGCGGGAACAGCGAGAUGCCAACCCAUUGCCAGAAAUCAAUACGGUAGCUGAUACCACGCUUUCCAAGCAACUUGAUUCCUUGUUUGGUGGCACCACUGUCUCAAAUCCCGGCAGUCCCAGUCCAGAUGAAAGCCUGAACAACAGUUCGAGAGAUAGUUUGCGAGAUAGUCCACAGGAAAGCCCCAAAUACAUCCCAAGUGGCCAACCCAACUUCGUAGAAGAUUCACCCUCUAUCAUGUCACGCCGGCGCCCAAUCCCCAAUGCCAUGCUAGUGUCGAGGAAACCAGUUCGGAAACCCGCUCCAACAGAGGCUAUCCAAGAGUCAGAUCCAGUGGCUCAGCCCCAUGUGGACCAAUCAAGCAAGCCUAUGGAUCGCAUCCUGGCUCUGGAAGCCAAACGAGAUGGACUCGCACGCCGUCGGAUCAAUUUAGAAACGGUGAUCAAAGAGUUGACUCGAGUCAUUCAACCUGACAAUGGUGUAUAUGAUCUUGCCGCCAAACAAGAGGUGAAGAGGAGCGUUCAGAGCAUCGAGAAUGAUAUUGCCGAAAUCAAAAGAGAGGAACAUGAGCUGGGAUUGAAAGCGGCUCGGUCGUGGAGACGAUUGGAUGAGAACGGUCAUGGAGAUGGUAGUACUUUGUGGGUGAAGCGUAUCACCAGCUAA
Messenger RNA from Penicillium odoratum, 1692 nucleotides. RefSeq lists its product as uncharacterized. The transcript has a single exon. The coding region runs from base 1 to 1692 and encodes 563 amino acids. The record is from RefSeq and is a predicted model, not a curated record. NCBI's taxonomy places the organism in Eukaryota, Fungi, Ascomycota, Eurotiomycetes, Eurotiales, Aspergillaceae.